Molecule: messenger RNA, 1388 nt
Organism: Pocillopora damicornis (cauliflower coral)
Lineage: Eukaryota; Metazoa; Cnidaria; Anthozoa; Scleractinia; Pocilloporidae
Molecular function (GO): calcium ion binding
Source: RefSeq, a predicted model, not a curated record
AUGGGGCAAAAGCAAGAAUUAGCAUCAUUAGAAACAACGAGCACGAUUGCAUAUCUUGUGAUUCCAAAAUUGGGUUUGGUAUUCAUCGACGUUCCACAGUUCAGCAGCGGUGCUUCAAAAUGGAAUCAGAACAUUAGAGUAUUCCAAACACAGGUAGAUACGUCAUGUCGCAGUUUAAAGUUUACAGCGACCAGAACGUUUAAAGGUAAACGCUUCAUCAACCACACCAUGCGUAUCGCCUAUGUUAAGGGCCAAGAAUUUUGCGAUGUGCUAUGCUUUUUGGAGGAUAACUGUUUCAGCUAUAAUUUCAUGACGAUAAGUGAAACUGGAAAGCAGAAAUGCGAACUAAAUAAUGCUACACACGAAGGACACGAAAGAGACCUGAAGAAAGACAUGGAUUACGAGUACUACGCAGCCGAGAAUAGCUGCUCCAGUAAUCCUUGUCAUUUGAAUGCUACCUGCCAAACCGGUUUUUCAGAGAGAGGAUAUCGCUGUUUGUGUCUCCAGGGAUUCGCUGGCCUAAAUUGCAAAACAGAUGUGGACGAAUGCUCUACUGGAAAACAUGGUUGUGAUGUUCAUGCGGACUGCAAAAACACCGAAGGCUCUUAUGAAUGCAUUUGUAAACCUGGAUAUCAAGGAAACGGCAAGAAUUGCCGAGGUUUCUCACUGUUCACUGAACGUUUUUCAUCAGCCAAGGAGAUUUACGCGCGGACUUUGUCCAGAGAGAACAAAGCCUUCUUGUUAACCUUCGGGACCGCACAGGUUAACGUAUUCUGUGUCUUGAACGACACCAGCUUGGGAUCAUGUGGGGAAGGUGGCUGGACACUGGUCAUGAAGAUGAACGGAUCAAAGCAAACGUUUCACUACAACUCUGCUCUCUGGACGAACAAAGAACCAUACAAUCUUGCCGGUGGAGAGACAGGAUUUGACUCAGAAGAGACUAAGUUACCGACAUAUUGGAACACAGCUUUCUCCAAGAUCUGUCUCGGUAUGAGGAUCCCCGGCGAAGACUUUGCACGGUUCAUUGCCAUAAACCGCUCGGCAGACUCUCUCCACUCACUAAUCGCCGAUGAUCAGUAUCGACCCACCUCAUUAGGCCGUGAAACGUGGAAAUCGCUGCUUGGUACACAAGGCUCUUUGCAAUAUAACUGCAACAGGGAAGGGUUCAAUGUAUCACCCGUAAGCUCCUAUAAAUCCUUUUCCAAAGCAAGAAUCGGUAUCAUUGGCAACAACGAAAACGACUGUGCCCAACCCGAUUCCAGAAUUGGGUUUGGCACAGGUGGAGUUCCUAAUUACUUUAACACGUGUGGUGAUGUAGCAAAAUAUAUUGCAGACAAUGGACCCAAAAAUAUUAUAACAACUGGCUACAUUUUCGUUCAGUGAGACCU